Molecule: messenger RNA, 894 nt
Organism: Exophiala viscosa
Lineage: Eukaryota; Fungi; Ascomycota; Eurotiomycetes; Chaetothyriales; Herpotrichiellaceae
Product: clathrin adaptor complex small chain-domain-containing protein
Exons: 2
Coding region: 127-702 (191 amino acids)
Biological process (GO): protein transport; vesicle-mediated transport
Cellular component (GO): intracellular membrane-bounded organelle
Source: RefSeq, a predicted model, not a curated record
GCCAAUUGCGGCACAGUGGGCUGCGACCUUUCAUUACUCGAAUUCGACAGCUGUGCCGUUGGUCAAGGUGGCCGCCACAGUUCAUGGAACAUACAUACACCAGCAUCUCCUAGACACCUUGUCGCGAUGCUCAACGCUAUUCUUGUCUUCAACAACAAUGGCCAGCCCAGGUUGACCAAAUUCUACUCUCAACUGGAUACCGCAACGCAGCAGUCAUUACUCUCACAGAUCUUCACCCUAGUAUCUGCUCGGCCUGCAUCUGCCUGCAAUUUCCUGCCUUUGCCUCCUUUGCUGGCUCCUACCGGCAGCAGUACGUCGCCUGAUGCACCUACACAAAUCACAUAUCGGCAUUUCGCAACCUUAUACUUCAUAUUGAUCUCGACCUCUACAGAAUCCCCGCUUGCUUUACUUGACUUCAUUCAAGUCUUUGUCGAAGCACUCGAUAGACUUUUCGAAAAUGUGUGCGAACUAGACCUUAUCUUCGGCUUCGAGACACUACAUGCUGUGUUGAGCGAAAUGGUCCUCGGUGGUGUCGUGGUGGAGACGAGCCUGGACAAGAUUGUGGACGGAGUCAGGCUCAGCGAAGGUACCAAAGGCAAACGGAAGGCUGUCAAUUCUGGAGGUUCUGGGAGUUCACUCGGUAGAGGCAGCGGAUUUGCUGGCCUUGGUUGGGCGACGACAGGUCCUGGAAGCUGGAGGUGAACGAUAACGAACUAUCCAGGAGGUUGAACACGAUUGUCCUACACAUGUGAUAUGGCUUUGCGAUAUCACGAUGCAUGCAUGGCAAGCGGAAUAAUCGCAAAAGUUGGUGUGCUGCCAUCCAGCAGUCACUCUCUAUCACUGAUCCCGAAGUGCUGGAAAGUCGAUAUGUGACUCACUCAGCAGUGGUGAGAG